This is a messenger RNA of Camellia sinensis, 1383 nucleotides long. The record is from RefSeq and is a predicted model, not a curated record. Lineage: Eukaryota; Viridiplantae; Streptophyta; Magnoliopsida; Ericales; Theaceae.
AUGGUGAUAGUAUCCUCUCUUAAUGGCACGAAAGUUCAAUUUAAAGGAGAUAGACAAGAUUCUUUAACUCCAACGUGUCGCAAAUCACGGUGGCAUGAUCAACUAACUGGAUGGUUAGCAAGCUUAAUAUUGGAAGACGAAAAUCGAAAGCAUCUAGGAUUACCCCACGCGGUGUGCGAGUACACUGGCGUUUUCCCUGACGAAUUACCGAAAUUACCCCCAAAAAGAGACGUAGAUUUCACGAUCGAGCUUCAACCUGGGACUUCACCAAUUUCUAUAGCACCACAUUGUAUCGCGCCAGCUGAACUUCAAGAAUUGAAGGAGCAGUUGCAAGAAUUGUUGAAUAAAAAUUUCAUCAGACCAAUGGAUCUUGCUAAAGUAGAAGCAGUAAUGGGAUGGAAACAACCUAAGAAUACAUUUGGGAUUCGUAGAUUCUUGGGAUUAGCAGGUUAUUAUAGGAGAUUCAUUCAAAAUUUCUCCAAAUUAGCCAAGCCAAUGACACUCCUAACACAAAAAGGAGUAAAGUUUGAAUGGAACGAAACUUAUGAGCAGUCGUUUCAAGAACUCAAGAAGAGACUGACAAAUGCUUCUAUACUAAUCAUACCCGAACGUGACAUCAGGUACACGGUUUAUUAUGAUGCCUCUAAAGAAGAGACUCAGAAUGGGAAAGGUAGGUUGUUUGCGAUAGUUACAACACCCCAACGUCUUACCAAAGUGUUGGAAGCCCAAGGAUUUGAUCAAGAGACCAACUUCAUCAAGGCACGAUUAGUGUCCGGGAAAUCUUCAUCGGAUUGGAUGCUCCAUCAAGAUGGUAGUUUAAGGUAUUUAGAUAAAAUUUUUGUGCCGAACAUCAAACAAUUGAGAGAAAAAGUACUUAAAGAAUUUCACCAUUCAGGUUUUGCAAUUCAUCUGGGAGGAAACAAGAUGUACCAGGAGCUCAAACGACAGUAUGGGUGGAGUGGAAUGAAGAAGGACAUUACUCAAUUCGUAUCUAAGUGCUUGACAUGUCAGCAAGUGAAGGCAGAACAUCAGAAGCCGGCAGGGAAACUCCAACCUUUACCAAUACCUGAGUGGAAGUGGGAACACAUGACAAUUGAUUUUGUAACAAGAUUACCCCGGUCGCGGCAAGGCCAUGAUGCCAUUUGGGUGGUGGUUAAUCGGUUAACUAAGAUGAUACAUUUCCUAGCACUAGGAUCAACAGACACACUCGAAUCAUUAAGUCGAUUAUUUAUUCGAGAAAUCAUUAGGUUGCAUGGAGAACUAGUCUCAAUAGUGUCAGAUUGUGAUUCUCGUUUUACGUCACAAUUCCAGCAAAGUUUGCAGAAAGCUAUGGGUACAGAGUUGUGUUUUAGUACAGCUUUUCACUCUCAAACUGACGGUUAA